Penicillium digitatum Pd1 is the source of this 222-nucleotide messenger RNA. NCBI's taxonomy places the organism in Eukaryota, Fungi, Ascomycota, Eurotiomycetes, Eurotiales, Aspergillaceae. The record is from RefSeq and is a predicted model, not a curated record.
AUGGAAAAAUCAAAAGAAAGGGAGCUGCGUUGUAGGCAGAGAUGGGUGACGUUAGGCGCGGUAGAGCUCACGAAAGGCGGUGACCCGUUCGGGAUUAGCCGUGGGGUUUGGGACACCUUCGGCUUUUCUGCUUUUCCUUUUCUUCUUGUCGCUCCUUUUUUUGCACCUCAAAAACGAAACAGUAAAUCCCCCUCGGCCCUUCUCUUGUCAAGGUUCGAGUAA